Adineta steineri is the source of this 1740-nucleotide messenger RNA. Lineage: Eukaryota; Metazoa; Rotifera; Eurotatoria; Adinetida; Adinetidae. The record is from the annotation of a GenBank genome assembly.
AUGCAUUUUAUCGUUCGCGAACUUGAUAAUUUUGAAGAUUUAAAUCAUUCAUCAACAUCCAUCAUUAAUUAUAAUCCACAGAUUGAUUUGCCAUCAUUAGAAAAUUCAACGAUGGCACAUAUGCUUGUUCAACAACAACAAACCCAUCGUACACCAAAUAUGAAUUUACAUCAAACAACAUCAACUGAAAAUGAAAGUCUUUUACCAAUGUCUCAUUCAGUUGAUGAUCGUAUAUUCUAUUAUAAACCAGAUUCAACAAGUAUACUACAUUUUCUUCAAAGAUUUGCAUCCGAACCACAUUUACCUAUGUAUCCUUCAACAUCAAAUGGAUAUUUGAAUAAAACUUCACCAUCUUCAUCGUUAUCAAAUAUAUUUUUACCAGUAAAUGAGACCAAAGAAGAACAAGAACAAGAAGUAAAUACUAUUAAUUGUGACACAAUUCAACCAGUAACGAUAAAAGAUGUUAAAAGUGAUACAUCAGAUACUAUUUCAUCAAAAAUAAUUGUUCCGAAAUUAAAUGAAGAUAUUUUAUUGAAAACAAAUUCAAUAUUGAAUACAGAACGUCAUUUUCGCAGGCGAAAACGUCGUUCUUCAUUAACACAUUCUUUAUCAAUUGAUGAUUCUGAACUUCUGAAAACAGAUUCUAUUGCAAAAAUUGAUGACAAUAAUAAUAACAAUAAUGAGGAGGAGGAAAAAUUACAAGAAAUUAGUACAGAUUCACAAUCACUUUCAUUAGAAAGUCUACAAUUAAAUGAAAAUAAUGAGAAAAAAGAUAUUUCAGUGGAAACUGAAGAAUCAAAUGAAAUCAUAACACCUCCAAGUCAACUUCGAUCAAGAAGAUUAAGAUAUCGAUUCCAUCGUCACACACCAUCCAUCACCACUCAAGAAUCUAUACCUGAUAGUCCUGUUGAAUUUUUUAUAUCUGAUGAAACACCUAGCUCACCACAAUCACAACCACAACCACCUACACCACCCCUGUCACCAACAACUACUAUAUCUUCAACUACUACUUCUUCAAAUACUCUAUCCGGUGGUCUUAAACGUAAUGCUUCAAUAGGAACAACAAAAAAGAUGGUUCGUUUUGCUGAUUCAUGUGGUCGUGAAUUAGCUCAAGUGCAAUAUAUUCAAUCACCAACUGAUGAUAAUUCAAAAGAUAUUCUAUAUACAAAAAAUCGUCGUUGUAUUCCAACAACAUUAGAUUUUGAACCGAAACCAUGGUCAUUCGAUUUUGCAUCAACAUCAAAACAAAAUACUGAUAUUCGAAAAACAAAACGAUUCUUUUGUUUAUAUCGUCAACCAAAUUCCGAACAUCCAGAUAUAUAUUUACAUGAAAUAUGGAAAUCCCAAAUAAAAUUAGAACAUGCUGAUAUACGUCCGAAAUCUACAUUAACCGGUGAACAAUCUCUUUAUGGUACAGUAUGGGUAACAAAUUGUGGUUAUUGGAAGAAUGUUACUGUUAAAUAUUCAUUUAACCGUUGGUUAAAUACAUAUGAAUAUGAAGCACAACAUCGUUGUCAUUCAAAUGAUUUUCGUAAUAUUGAUCAAUUUGAUUUUAGUAUUGAUAUACCUCAAGAUGUUGAUAGAAUUGAUUUUGUUCUACGUUACCAUGUUAAUGGACAAGAACAUUGGGAUAAUAAUGAAGGAAAAAAUUAUACAAUUGAAACUGAAUCUUCUUCGGUACCUCAAACAACAAUUUCAUUACCACAUGAUUGUGAUUUUAAUGAAAUGAGGUUUUAUUAG